AUGUACACCACGGGUGCAAAUUCAAUUCGCGGACGCCCACUGAAAAGGCAUCAGCCAGGCGUCCACGUCGGCGUUAGCAGGAAAUGGCAUUCCCCUGGCGUUGACAUCCAAUUCAAAGUCGACACCGGGAUCUACCGGGAUGGCUUUUCGGGACAGCCGGAAGAUGGCCAUAAUAGCUGGCUCGAUGCUGGAGCAGCGACGGGACAGCAGCGUAAUACCCUGUCAGCCAGUCGAUGCGACAUGGCCACCGCCUGCUCACAUCAUGCCAGCCAUGGUGUCACUCAGCCUGGGAGGACUGAGGAGGAGUGGAGGACUGGCGUUCAGUUCGCUGUACAAGCUCGUCCAUUGCCAUAUCAUGACGUACUGAGCAAUCCCAUCUCUCCGGCCCCUUUAUCGCGCUGAAAUUGGGAGAUUGGGAGGA
This is a messenger RNA of Puccinia graminis f. sp. tritici CRL 75-36-700-3, 421 nucleotides long. RefSeq lists its product as uncharacterized. The transcript has a single exon. Lineage: Eukaryota; Fungi; Basidiomycota; Pucciniomycetes; Pucciniales; Pucciniaceae. Bases 1 to 402 code for a protein of 133 amino acids. The record is from RefSeq and is a predicted model, not a curated record.